Molecule: messenger RNA, 4614 nt
Organism: Ornithorhynchus anatinus (platypus)
Lineage: Eukaryota; Metazoa; Chordata; Mammalia; Monotremata; Ornithorhynchidae
Gene: RAP2A
Product: RAP2A, member of RAS oncogene family
Exons: 2
Coding region: 117-668 (183 amino acids)
Biological process (GO): negative regulation of cell migration; Rap protein signal transduction
Cellular component (GO): plasma membrane
Molecular function (GO): GTPase activity; GDP binding; GTP binding
Source: RefSeq, a predicted model, not a curated record
CUCGGUGGUCUGUCGUCCGUCGCCGCUCGCGCCCUGUCGGCGACCGCCCUCGUGUCGCCGGGCGAGUCGGGGGCGGUGCGGCGGGACGUCUAUGUCGGGGGCGGCGGCGGCCGACGAUGCGCGAGUACAAAGUGGUGGUGCUGGGGUCGGGCGGCGUGGGCAAGUCGGCCCUGACCGUCCAGUUCGUCACCGGCACCUUCAUCGAGAAGUACGACCCCACCAUCGAGGACUUCUACCGCAAGGAGAUCGAGGUGGACUCGUCGCCCUCCGUGCUGGAGAUCCUCGACACGGCGGGCACCGAGCAGUUCGCCUCCAUGCGGGACCUCUACAUCAAGAACGGCCAGGGCUUCAUCCUCGUCUACAGCCUCGUCAACCAGCAGAGCUUCCAGGACAUCAAGCCCAUGCGGGACCAGAUCAUCCGCGUCAAGCGGUAUGAGAAAGUGCCAGUGAUCUUGGUAGGGAACAAAGUGGACCUGGAGAGUGAAAGAGAAGUCUCGUCGAAUGAGGGUCGAGCCCUGGCCGAAGAGUGGGGCUGUCCCUUUAUGGAGACAUCUGCUAAAAGUAAAACAAUGGUGGAUGAGCUUUUUGCAGAAAUUGUCAGACAGAUGAACUACGCAGCUCAGCCAGACAAAGAUGAUCCAUGCUGUUCCGCAUGUAACAUCCAAUAGCAUAAAAAAUACGGACCUAGCCCGGACCCCAUUGCCCACUUUUUGUAAGAUGACGAAGUUCUGUCUGCUUUACUGCCUGGUUUGCAAGAUGUGUGGAAUGAGUCUCUAGUGAAGCAGCAAUACUCAUUCAGAGCUGAGCAGUGAAUGUCAAUCAUUGUCUCUGAAUAUAUUCGGGUUUGGUAACUACAGUUCCAUCACCAUCUCCGUAUGCACCUGCAACUUUAUGGCAUAGCCAAUCGAUCUACAGGGUGAUUUCAUUGAAAGCUAUGUUGGUGUUGUCUCAAAUCGUAGCGGCUCUUGCGUAAAUUAGGAACAGUCUAGAUGGAGAAACAAGAAGAUCCGCAGUGACCAUUCCCGAUUAAGCAAUUUUAUCCUGAUUUUUGAAGAUCCGCAAGGGAGAUAUCUUUUGCUGUCUGCUACUUCGGGGCUUCUGUUGGUACUUCCUGGCCAGGUUUACUCAGCCAAAAAUGGUCAUUUCAGUUGAACUGCUCACAGCAGCCCAGGGAGAAGUUCUCUUUGAGGCUUCUGUAUUAUUACUUGUUUUCCAAGCUGAUACUGUUGUUCACUUUGUGAUGUGGAACAAUGUCAUUGCAUUGAUCCUUGAAAGAAAAAGGUCUUAUUAGUGGUGGGAAAACACAGUUGGGGAUUAGCAUCUGUAAAAUCGUCUGCUCUGCUGCUGAAAAUGGAGGACCUCUUCAGGUUUUGAUCAGGCCAGAAAACCAAACAAACCCUCUGUUUACAAUGCAGGAAGUGUCGUUACCGACCAAGGAGGAAGCAACUGUGAUGAAAAUAAAUUGCUUAGCCUUACUAACGAGGAGCGUUUUAGUAGAUAAACUAGUUCCAUCUUGUAAGGAAAAUGAAGCCAUGUUGCAUCCAGGUGUUCCCAUUUGUGGAAACCUUUCAUGGGACAGUGCAAAUACUCUGCAUUUUUAAGUUUGCUAAAGACAACAAAUUCCUUCUUGCCUUCAAGGGCUAUGGUUUGUGGUGUGAUCGCUGGGUGGCCAUCUUUCAAAAUCAGAGUUUGCUAUUUUAGAGCUCUCUUCCUUAAUUGAAUAACUGAUGCAAGAGAGACCAUAUAUUAUGGAAAAAAUAGUUAACCAAUGGAAAGAUUUAUCUUUAAUUAUCUUUACCAAGGGUUGUCAGGCAACAAUUUUGCCGAUUAGUGAAAUGGCAAAUAGAAUGGGAAUGAAAACUUUGUUUUGACAAGGUGCUCUAGUUGUGACAUUUAGUUAUAACAGUAAAAUAUUAAUCAUUUGCAUGAGUAAUGGCACAGAAGUACCUGUUCAGAAGUUUUACAAUCACAUUGAAGGGUUUUUUGGGGUUUUUUUUUCAAUCAAAAUUUAAAUUUUAAAUGCUGGUAAAAUUGCCUUGAGAUGGACCUUUGCAAAUAAAAUUGGCCUUCCAAACGGCAAUAUCCCUGGCCUGUGUCCUCUUGGUUACCCGAUCCUGAACAGGACCUGUAGUCAUUUGUGUAUCAGUGAGUAAGAAGAAGGAGUGGGGUUUGGGUUGUGUGCACACAUGGUAGAAUUUUGCACAGGAUCAGAGAGAGUGGCAUCUAUGGGACUGAAGAGUUGUACUCUCUCCGCUUCCCGUAAAUUGCCAUUAGAAUUAUUUCAAGUGUCUUGAAAUACAAAAUAUAUAGAUAAUUUAAGUGCACUCCAUUUUACCAGAGCUUGUGUUUUCACUCCUUGUUUUGGCUAGAACCCAGUUGCCGAUUUAGAGAACCGUUUUCCUCCGACUGCAUGUGUCUCUGGCUACAGCACAGGACAGUGUCGGAGGACAUAGCCGUGCACAUGCACAUGGAGAUGGGGCCAAGGACUAUAAGUUUUCCUUAACACAGCAGUGUGUUCUUGGAGAUUCCACAUUAUAGGAAAACGGGGGGUAAUGUUUAACAACCGAAAAAGUGCUUAGAACAGUGCUCUGCACACAGUAAGUGCUCAAGACACUGUUGAUUGAUCAAUUGACCAGAACUCAGGUAGCAGAAACUAAUGAUGCUAUUCAUUAAGCGCUCAGUGUGUGCCAGGCACUGUACCAAGCAUUGGCAUGGUUACAAGCAGAUUGAGUUAGACACAGACCUUGUCCCAAGUGGGGCUCACAGUAUCAGUCCCCAUUUUAUAGGUGAGGUAACUGAGGCACAGAGAAAUGAAGUGACUAGAUCCAGCAGCAACUGACUGCCUGUAAUCCUUUAUGCACUGCACACAAGGAAAUAAAAGGUUUCGAACAUGAAGAUUGGACCCUGAUUUUUCUUCCUUUUAUUCCCGUAUUCCAUAGUUGCUCUCUUUCUAGCAGUUUCCACCACCUUCCCUCGGGACCAUGUUCAUUUAAAAUAGCAACCAUAUAUUUGCACAUAAGACAAUUUCAAGACUGUCAGUUUUUCUUCUAAGUGGGAGCCGUGCCCCUUGCCAACCGAACCAAUGGUAUGUCCAUAAAUUCUGUCGAAUUUGUGAAAUCUGUGACUAUUCAGACUUAUCUUCGUUUAUAGUUACUUUGAUAAAAUAAUUCCCAGCAGAUGAGAGUUGGAAUAAUCAACACAAGGUCUACAGUAGUUCUGUAUGGCUUGUUUAUGCAGGCAAGAAAAGUGAACUGUAUUACACAAGCGGUCUAGUAGGAUAUAAAAAGGAAAGGAUUAGCAAAACUUAUGGUUUCUUAGUUAAGAGACAAUCCAUGACAGAAAACUAGGAUGGGCUUAUAAUGUGAAAAUUCUAGUAAGAAGUGAAUUUGCCUCCUGGUCAUGUUUUUCAUCACAGUACUAUAUGUAUUUAGUGACGAAGCACCACACAUCAUCAUGCUGUGUAAAUGCUCUUGUGCUCUUUAUUGUGUGACUCUAAGGAGAUUGUCCUGCACUAUUGGUAUUUCAUCUGAUGUGAAUAUAAUUGAACUUGAGUGAAUCAGAGUUGCAUUUGGACAAGAAAAGUGACAUUAAGUGGCCAUAAGAAAUGGUGGCCAUCCUGAGGAAGUUGGCUGCCUUGGGUCACUUUUAUUUUGUACCCUGAUCAGACUACCAAUUAUUAUAAGUGAAAGUAUUUCUAACAUGCCUUAAAAAAAAAAAUUAUGGUUUGAUCCAAAGACCCAUUUUUCUUUAGCUGUUGCUGUAGAGUUUUUGUACUUUUCUACAAUGGCAGGCUUUUUUUUUUAGGUUUACAGAUUUUUCUUUUUAAAUGUUGCAACUUUUAUUCUUUUAAACUGUGAUAGUGAUGGUAACUGUUCGCUUAUGUUUUGUUCAACCUAAGCAAAACAAGCCAGCAGCUGAUCAAAAGUGUUACUAUUUAGAAUUAUUCCUGAGCUAUUGAAAGGUGCUUUGAUCACUUUCUCCCUUUGGUUUGAAUUACCAGGAAUGAGCCUUUCUAAGCCCCAAUGCUGCAGUUACCAUCACUCUUUCUGUGGGAAAACUACUGGUAUUUGCUUUCCUGAGUCAAGAAUGUUGCCCGGAGAUGUCUGCAUUUUGUUUUCAGGGGUUUCCUCUGUGUGUAUAUGUGUGUGUAUGUGUACAUAUGUAUGUUGUGUAUAAUGUUCUUUUUUAUUUUCCGUUUUUACCAGUGUCUGUGCCCUGACACGGGCUAGGUUUUUAAUUGUGGACCGCCUCCUCAACAAACGAGCAAAUGUUUAAAGAUGGGGAAUUUUUUUUUUUAAUCUGUCUAGUGCAUCUGGCUGUUAAUUCUCGAUCAGGGUUUCAAGAAUGACUGCAGCGGGUUUUGGAACCAGACUUAACGUUAUUGAUUUGGGGUUUCCCAGAGGUGAAGUAAAUAUAUUUCACAGUUAAUUGUUGAGCUCUAAUACAACUGACCAUUUAAAGUGGAAAAGCGGUUUAUCGUUUUGUAACAAUGUCAGUUGUUAAAAUCUUGAUGUUUCAAAUAAAACAAGAAUUGUACAUAGAACUCGAUGCAAACACAACAGUUGUAUUUGGAGUUAAAUUAUUUUAACAAAUAAAUUUAUUUAAUGAAAGUUU